GAAAAAAACUCUAGGAUUAUGAAAAUACUUUUGCGAAAGUAUCUUCACGCAUACCAUAUAUGCCCUAAUAUAAAUGCCCAUGAUCAUGAUUCCAUCUCUCUGGAUUCCAUGUUCGUCGCAAGCAUAAGACACUCUCUCUCGAUUACCUGAGGAUUGAUAGCAGCAUAGGAUUCUCUCUCUCUUUCUCUCACCUAAGGAUUGAUAGCAGCGUAGGACUUUCUCUGUCUCUCUCUGCUAAAAGACUAUCAGCGCAUAGCCAUAAAGCUCCAUGGUUAUGAUCCAUCACAUGAAUCCUUUAUUGUUUUCCUCAACCCAUUGAUUUUGUUGCUCCCUGCUUUUUCUCCUCCACUGCAUGAAUUAUCAUCACAUGCUUCUUCCUUAAAAUUCUCCACCACCCCAACACAAAUACAUGAAAAGACAUUUACUAGAAUGUCUCAAGCUCCACACCCACAUCAUAAAAACCAGCCUCCCCACAACGAUUUUCACCUAUAACCAGCUCAUAGAAGUGUACUUUAAGAACACUUACAUCGGCGAAGCUCGCCAAUUGUUCAAUGAAAUGCCACAAAAAAAUGUUUUCUCAUGGAACACCAUGAUCAAUGGCUACAUCAAGAACACCAAUCUAUUGGAUGCCCAAUUUCUCUUUGAUUUGGCCCCUGAAAGAGACACUGUAACUUACAAUUCUCUUUUAUCUGGUUAUUCUCACAAUGGCUUCUCAACAGAAGCUCUUAAUAUGUUUAAAAGAAUGCACAAAGAUGGUGUUCAUAUGGAUGAGUUCAGCUUCACUACCAUGCUCAAUUUAGCUGCAAAUUUAGUGGUUUUAUGCUAUGGAGUACAAGUCCAUUCUUGUAUGAUAAAGACACGGAAUAUUGGCAAAGAUGGGUUCUCGAAGAGCUCUCUCAUCCAUAUGUAUGCGAAGUGCUCCGGUUUGGAGGAAGCAAGAAGAGCUUUCGACGAUCAUGGAUACAGUGAAAACUUUCUACACGCCGUAGAGAGAGAAACUAGCGCAAGACCAAUGAUCAAAGCUUUCGAUGAGGAUAAAGAGAGAGAAAACUCAUCAGCCACUGAGAGACAAACUAGUAAGAGAGAACUCAUGAGCUCCAAUGUUAUGCUCGCUGCUUAUUUUCAUGAGGGAGAAUUAGACAUGGGUUUCAAUUUUUUCUCAAGCAUGGCUCACCACGAUACUGUAACAUGGAACACUGUCAUUACUGGGUACUUUCAAAAUGGCCAUGGAGAAACAUCUCUGGAACUCUUUGCCAAAAUGGUACAAGAAGGAGUCAAGCUCAAUGCCCAUAGUUUAGCCAAUGUUCUCAGUGCCUGUGCAAGUCUAAAGGCCUUGAAACAUGGGAGAGAAACCCAUGGUUGGGUCCUUAAAAAUGGCUAUGAAAUGAACUCAUUCAUAAGCAACAGCCUGGUUGAUAUGUACUGUAAAUGCUUCAGAUUACAACAAGCAGAGCUCAUAUACACCAGAAUUUGUCCAGAAAAUGGAUUUGCUUCCACUUCAUUGAUCAUGGGCUACGCGCAAACAGGCAAAUUAGACAAAGCUCGCCGAAUUUUUUAUUCUCUAACCAACCAAAAUAUUGCUUCGUGGACAGCUAUGAUCUCAGGAUAUGUAAAAAUCCAACAAUCUAAAGCUUCCCUCAACUUUUUUUGGGACUUUUUGCAGAGUGAAAAAACCACCCCAGAUCAACUAAUGCUGAUCUCAGUGCUAUCUGCUUGUGCAAUGCAAGCAAAUUUAGAAAAGGGCAAGCAAAUCCAUGCUUAUAUAAUAAGAAAUGGAAUAGAGAUCGAAGAGAAAUUGGGCACUGAGCUAAUCGAUAUGUAUGCAAAAUCGGGCCAAAUUGGGUAUGCCAAAGAGGUUUUCCAGCAGUUACCCAUUAGAGAUGUGCCUCUGUACAAUGCCAUGAUCGCAGGACUUGGACAUCAUGGACGCGAAAUGGAAGCUAUCCAGCUCUUUCAAGAGAUGGAAAAUAUUGGAAUCCAGCCAAAUGGUGUCACAUUUAUUGCACUCCUCUCUGCUUGUAGGCAUGCAGGAUUACUGAAUUCUGGGCAAAAAUACUUUAAUUCAAUGGUUCAAGGCUAUACCAUAACACCAGAAUCUAGCCACUAUGCAAGCAUGAUUGACCUUUUGGGGCGAGCGAAUCAAUUAGAGCAGGCAGUUUUGCUAGUUAGAAAGAGUAAAGGAUCCAAUGGGUUAGACCCAAUUGUUAUGGGGGCUCUAAUUGAAGCUUGUAAGAGGAAUGCAGACUCCAAAUUAGCUAAAGAGCUGGAGGAGGAACUUUUAAGGGUAGAUCCACAGAAUGGGGCAAGAUAUGUUCAGUUGGCCAAUGUUUACGCGGCAGAGGGGAAAUGGGGUGAGAUGGGAAGGAUAAGGAGGAAGAUGAAAGAGAGAGACGUGGUCAAAAGUGCAGGGUGCAGUUGGAUUUAUGUGAGGAACAGAGAGCACAUUUUCACUGCUGGAGAUAGAACACAUACAGAGGCAGAGGCAAUUUACAAAUUGUUAGCCAAUCUGAAUAAAGAAAUGAAAGCUUUUGAUACAAUUUCUACAUAACUUAUAAGGAAAAUGCACAGAAUGGAAGUCUUCUAUACAAUUUCCACGCAAAUUAAAAAAACAAAUCGAGGAGAAUAAGAUUUAACUUUCCUGAGGCUACAAGUCUAAGGCUCAUAAGCAAGUUAUUUAAGUUUUCUGAGGCUACAAGUCGAAGGUUCAUAAGCAAGUUGUGUGUGUGUGAUGAAUGGUUACAGUAACUCCCUUUCAAAACAUUACAUUUUCGUUCCGCCCUUUUUUACAAUUGUUAAUAUGAAGUCUACUGGAGCAAAAGCUUCAUCAUCACUUCGUCCUCACUUUUCUUUUAGCUCCUCUAGUGUCAAAA
This is a messenger RNA of Amborella trichopoda, 2870 nucleotides long. Its product is annotated as putative pentatricopeptide repeat-containing protein At3g18840. The record is from RefSeq and is a predicted model, not a curated record. Lineage: Eukaryota; Viridiplantae; Streptophyta; Magnoliopsida; Amborellales; Amborellaceae. Gene Ontology annotation, biological process: RNA modification. Gene Ontology annotation, molecular function: RNA binding; protein binding.